AUGGCUACCAGUAAAGGAGGAAAACAGAGAAUUUCAGGCAGAAAAGGUGGCUGCGAGCAAGAUGAAGAAGAGCCCCAGCUGCAGGCCGUUUUGGUCGCUGACAGUUUCAACCGCAAGUUUUUCCCUGUGACAAAAGAUCAGCCACGGGCUUUGUUGCCACUAUGUAAUGUUGCUAUUAUCGACUACACUUUGGAGUUCCUCACUUCUACGGGAGUCCAGGAAACGUUUGUGUUUUGCUGUUGGAUGGCUGGACAAAUUAAAGAACACUUACAGAAGUCUAAAUGGUGUCGACCGACCUCUCCGAAUACAGUGCACAUCAUUACCUCAGACCUGUACAGAUCCCUAGGAGACGUGCUCAGGGACGUGGAUGCAAAGUCUCUUGUACGAUCAGAUUUCUUGUUGGUGUAUGGAGAUGUGGUGUCCAAUAUUGACAUCAGCCAGGCGCUGCUGGAGCACAGGCAGCGCCGAAAGAUUGAUAAGAACAUCUCCGUGAUGACAAUGCUCUUUAAGGAAUCGUCGCCGGGUCACAAGUCUCGCUGUGAGGAAGACGAUGUGAUCGUUGCUAUGGACAGCAAGAGUCAGAGAGUUUUACACUACCAGAAGACACAGACCUUAAAGAAGCUUCAUUUUCCCAUGAACAUUUUCCACAGUGGAAGCGAAGAGUUUGAAAUCAGACACGAUCUCCUUGACUGCCACAUCAGUAUCUGCUCACCACAGGUUGCCGAGCUCUUCACAGAUAAUUUUGAUUAUCAAACAAGGAAUGACUUUGUGAGGGGGAUUUUGGUCAAUGAAGAGAUCCUGGGAAAUCAGAUACACAUGCAUGUCAGCCGAGAUGGUUAUGGUGCUCGAGUCUCCAACUUGCUCAUGUACGAUUCGGUUUCGUCUGAUUUGGUGAGGCGUUGGGUCUACCCUCUCACACCCGAGACUAAUUUUACGGACCAGAAAGAAUGGAGCUACACUUACUCCCGCCACAAUGUCUACCGUGGGUCAGGGGUCAGCCUUGGCCACCGCAGCCAGAUGGAGGAGAAUGUACUCAUUGGCUGUGACACCAGCAUUGGGACCAACUGUUACAUCUCCAACACUGUCAUCGGUAACAACUGCUACAUAGGUGACAAUGUAACUCUGGACCAUGCCUACAUCUGGAACAAUGUUCAAAUUGGGUGUAAUGUGGUGAUUAGUCAUUCUGUAGUCUGUGACAAGGCUGAAGUCAAAGAAGGCGUCAUUCUUAAUAAACAGUGCGUCCUGGCGUACAAUGUGGUGAUUGGGCCACACAUCUCUGUGCCUGAGGGCACUGUGGUCUCUAUGCAUUAUCCAGCAGAAGAGGAUGAAGAUGACGACGAAUUUCUUAGUGAUGACACAACAGUGGGACAGAGCAAAGACAAAAUCAAACAGAAAGCGUUUGACCCUGCUGUAGUUGGAGCAGAGGGACAGGGAUACAUCUGGAAAGCCAGCAGCCUGGACGACACCGAUGAUGAAGAGUUGUCACAUUGCCUCUGGGGCUUGACCUUAAACCACUGUAUAGACAGCGAAAGUGAGGACAGCGAACCCGAUGGUCCUGAUGAUCCAGUGAUUCCCUCCCCUGAAUUGGAUGACGCUAAAGUGUUCCAAAGAGAGGUGCUGGGUACACUACAAAGAGGCUUGGAUGAGAAUAUCAGCUGUGACCACCUUGUGCUUGAAAUCAACUCACUCAAAUAUGCCUACAACAUAACUCUGCAGGAAGUGAUGCAAAUAUUGACUGGAGUGUUGUUGGAUCUCCCGUUUCAGCAUCAUAGCUCACAACUCACCGCCUCGCAAUAUGUUGCUGUUCUUCUGCCGUUAUUAGAGAAAUGGGCACCUGUGUUUAAGAAUUACGUGAAGAGAUCACAGGACCAGCUUGACUGCCUAUCCGCUUUUGAGGAACACUUCCUGGAGCAUGAUAGUCACUGGGCUGCCAUGUGCAAGAUUCUUAUGACUAUGUACCAACUGGAGAUCCUGGAGGAAGAGAUGAUCCUACGCUGGUUCACUCAUAAUGUCACAUCUGACGAGAGUAAAAAGCUACGCAAAAACCAAGGGCUCCAGAAGUUCAUCCAGUGGCUGAGGGAGGCUGAAGAAUCAUCAGACGAGAACGGGGAAUAA
Nerophis lumbriciformis (worm pipefish) is the source of this 2115-nucleotide messenger RNA. The record is from RefSeq and is a predicted model, not a curated record. NCBI's taxonomy places the organism in Eukaryota, Metazoa, Chordata, Actinopteri, Syngnathiformes, Syngnathidae.